Molecule: messenger RNA, 2058 nt
Organism: Nothobranchius furzeri (turquoise killifish)
Lineage: Eukaryota; Metazoa; Chordata; Actinopteri; Cyprinodontiformes; Nothobranchiidae
Source: RefSeq, a predicted model, not a curated record
AUGAUUCCGACUCAGGAAUCCUGGAAGAGGAGGAAUAAAAAGUGGGUCAGAGCAUCUGAGUCGUCAUCCCUGAUCAGAACCUCGUGUGUCUUUGUGGAGCGGAGCACUCAGCGAAGCGUCGCCUUCCACUCCAGCGCUCAGAGCCGAGCAGGAAUUCCAUCACGCAUGGAUGAGCAGGAAGAAAGGAGCAGCGGGGUGUGGACUCCUCCUCUCUUCCUCCUCCUCUUCAUCAGCCACAAUCAGCUGAUUCAGGAGAUUCAGAGUGUUUUCAUUAGCCUGGGCUCAGAUUACCCAGAAUCCCCUCUGCCAUCACCAUCAUCACCAUCACCAUCAUCACCAUCAUCACCAUCACCAUCAUCACCAUCACCAUCAUCACCACCACCAUCACCAUCAUCACCAUCACCAUCAUCACCAUCACCAUCAUCACCAUCAUCAUCAUCACCAUCACCAUCAUCACCACCACCAUCACCAUCAUCACCAUCACCAUCAACAUCAUCACCAUCACCAUCAACACCAUCACCAUCAUCACCAUCACCAUCAACAUCAUCACCAUCACCAUCAUCACCAUCAUCAUCAUCACCAUCACCAUCAUCACCAUCAUCAUCAUCACCAUCACCAUCAUCACCAUCACCAUCACCAUCAUCACCAUCACCAUCACCAUCAUCACCAUCAUCAUCAUCACCAUCACCAUCACCAUCAUCACCACCACCAUAAACAUCACCACCAUCACCAUCAUCACCACCAUCACCAUCACCAUCAUCAUCAUCAUCACCAUCACCAUCAUCACCAUCACCAUCACCAUCAUCACCAUCACCAUCAUCACCACCAUCAACAUCACCAUCACCAUCAUCACCAUCAUCAUCACCAUCACCAUCAUCACCAUCAUCAUCAUCACCAUCAUCAUCAUCACCAUCACCAUCAUCACCACCACCAUCACCAUCAUCACCAUCACCAUCAACAUCAUCACCAUCACCAUCAACACCAUCACCAUCAUCACCAUCACCAUCAUCACCAUCAUCAUCAUCACCAUCACCAUCAUCACCAUCAACAUCAUCACCAUCACCAUCAUCACCAUCAUCAUCAUCACCAUCAUCAUCAUCACCACCACCAUCACCAUCAUCACCAUCACCAUCAUCACCAUCAUCACCAUCAUCACCAUCACCAUCACCAUCAUCACCAUCACCAUCACCAUCAUCACCAUCACCAUCAUCACCACCAUCAUCAUCACCAUCACCAUCAUCACCAUCAUCAUCAUCACCAUCAUCAUCAUCACCAUCACCAUCAUCACCACCACCAUCACCAUCAUCACCAUCACCAUCACCAUCAUCACCACCACCAUCACCACCAUCACCAUCACCAUCAUCAUCAUCAUCACCAUCACCAUCAUCACCAUCACCAUCACCAUCAUCACCAUCACCAUCAUCACCACCAUCAACAUCACCAUCACCAUCAUCACCAUCAUCAUCAUCACCAUCACCAUCAUCACCAUCAUCAUCAUCACCAUCACCAUCAUCACCACCACCAUCACCAUCAUCACCAUCACCAUCAACAUCAUCACCAUCACCAUCAACACCAUCACCAUCAUCACCAUCACCAUCACCAUCAUCACCAUCAUCAUCAUCACCAUCACCAUCAUCACCAUCAACAUCAUCACCAUCAUCAUCAUCACCAUCAUCAUCAUCACCACCACCAUCACCAUCAUCACCAUCAACAUCAUCACCAUCAUCAUCAUCACCAUCAUCAUCAUCACCAUCACCAUCAUCACCAAUCACAGAGCAGCAUCUAGACGACCUGAGCAUCAGGGUGGAGAAGAAAAGGAGGUUCCAGCUGGUCUGGUCUGCUGGGAUUUGCACCCACAACCAGAGACUGGUCCGACCAGUCCCUUCCUACAUCCUAACCAAUCAUCUGAUGCUACCUCCAGAGGAGCAUGCACCAGGUCACCAGGACCAGGUCGCUGGACAGAUUCUUUGGGAUGUGGUGGAACAGGAGCUUCUCCUCAUAGAUGGAGCUGGUGCUGUCAUGUCAGGAUGGACCAGAACCUCCGAGGACCAGUUCUAA